AUGCUUAAACGCAAACUCGACGACGUCCGCGGCCGCGCGCCCGCGCGGCCCAGCGACACCCGCAAAAUGUCCAUUCACGGUACGCGGCUGACACAGAUGUUCGAGAACGGCGUGGUGAUGAUCACACGUGCGCUCAAGACAUCGCGCGGUUUCGAGCGACAAAAACUCAGUCGGCGAGAGAAGACGGCGAAAUCACAGAAGGAUGAUAAGGCGUUGGAGCGCAUUAAGGAAGAAAUCGAGACCUUGAGAGGUCUCGACUACCAUGCCGUUUCAGAGCGAUACCUGUUCAAACAACUGAUCAGGACAAAGCGAAUUGCCGAGACGAAGACAUUCAAAGAAUUCCAGGAAGUCAAGAAAGUCUCCCAGGAAGGUCCGAAGAGUACUGCCGAAGCCAAUAUUCUUGCGCGACUAUUCAAAUCCGCAGUAGUGCAGAAGGAAAUUCCCGGGAUCAUGGGGGGUAUCAAGAAGUUACUGCGACUCGACGAUGCGCCGAAUGGAACGACAAAGAAAGAAGAGAACAACAAGGACAAGCCAACAAAGAAGUCACGAAAAGACCAGAGCGGCUCCGAGUGCGAAUCGGAAGCAGCGACGUCCAAGUCCCGGCGCGGCGAGCAGGUCUUCCGGUCAGAACAGGACAUGGAUAUCUCCGGCUCCGAGGAAUCCGGAGACGAAGAUAUGUCACAGUUCACGUCACGACUUGCACCAGAUUCCGACGCAGACUCGGAAUCAGACGACGAGGAAGAUCUCGACGAUAACGAUAUCUCAGACUCUGUCUCUCGCUCCCCUUCACCAUCCUUUUCAGGCUCAGACUCGCCGCCACCCAAGAAAGUAAAGGGAGUCAAGGGUUCUACGGCUCCGGUGCAGAGUACGACGUUCCUGCCGUCCUUGAUGCACGGUGGUUACUGGUCUGGAUCGGAAGAAGCUACUGACGAGGAAGGUGCUGGCGGUAAGCCUGUUCGCAAGAACCGUAUGGGUCAGCAGGCGCGUCGGGCUUUGUGGGAGAAGAAGUUCGGAGCCGCUGCGAAUCAUAUCAAGCAAGAGCAGAUGGCUGCGAAGUACGGUGGUAGAGAUAAUGGAUGGGAUACGAAACGCGGUGCAACUGACGGUACGCGGGGAGGGAGAGGUGGGAGAGGCGGAAGGCGUGGUGCAUUCGGUGGUGGGAUUGGAAGACCUCAGCGUGGGGAUGAUUCUGCUGGUGCUCCCGCUGGAAAGUUCGCUGGUAAGCCUAAGCCUAAACCAUCUAAGGAUGAUGAGGGCCCGCUGCAUCCCUCUUGGGAGGCGAAGCGGAAGGCCAAGGAGCAGACUACGGCUGCCUUUGCUGGAAAGAAGGUUACGUUCGAUUAG
Penicillium bovifimosum is the source of this 1344-nucleotide messenger RNA. Its product is annotated as BUD22 family protein. The transcript is spliced from 2 exons. Lineage: Eukaryota; Fungi; Ascomycota; Eurotiomycetes; Eurotiales; Aspergillaceae. Gene Ontology annotation, biological process: maturation of SSU-rRNA. The record is from RefSeq and is a predicted model, not a curated record. The coding region runs from base 1 to 1344 and encodes 447 amino acids. Gene Ontology annotation, cellular component: 90S preribosome; nucleus.